This is a messenger RNA of Suricata suricatta (meerkat), 2368 nucleotides long. RefSeq names its product TNF receptor superfamily member 1A (gene TNFRSF1A). The coding region runs from base 420 to 1778 and encodes 452 amino acids. Gene Ontology annotation, biological process: inflammatory response; tumor necrosis factor-mediated signaling pathway; prostaglandin metabolic process. Gene Ontology annotation, cellular component: membrane raft; mitochondrion; signaling receptor complex. The record is from RefSeq and is a predicted model, not a curated record. Gene Ontology annotation, molecular function: tumor necrosis factor receptor activity; tumor necrosis factor binding. Lineage: Eukaryota; Metazoa; Chordata; Mammalia; Carnivora; Herpestidae. The transcript has 10 exons.
GUUGGGGUCACCAGGCAGCUGGAUCUAGGACUCCAGCUCCUCUGACUGAACUACGAAGGGUUAAGGACCUUCGCCCCCUCCUCCCGCCUCCUCCUGUCUCCUCCCCCUGGCUCUUCCUGUCCCGAAGUUGCAACACCCCAUCUGCCACUCUCCCUUCCCUCCCACCUACACUCUCCUCUGCUUUAGUUUUCUCCUACUUCUCAGGACUCGGGCUCGGGCUCUGGCCUUCGGGGUGUGAGGUCCCUAGGACCAGGCAGUGACCUUCACUCUAGCCCCUCCCCCGCGUCGGCUCAGCUCCCCUCUCCGGGGCGCGGGCUCUUCUAGAGACCUACCGGCCCGUGCAUCCCGAACUCCGUCGCUGACGCCGCCGCCACUGCCUGAGCCCUGAUGGGGGAGUGAGAAGCCAACACUGGCCGGACAUGGGCCUCCCCACCGUGCCUGGCCUGCUGCCGCCUCUGGUGCUCCUGGCUUUGUUGGUGGAAAUAUACCCUUUAGGGGUUGUUGGACUGGUCCCUCACCCCAGGGACCGGGAGAAGAGAGCUAUUCUGUGUCCCCACGGAAAAUAUAUUCACCCUCAAAAUAAUUCCAUUUGCUGUACGAAGUGCCACAAAGGGACCUACCUGUACAAUGACUGUGCGGCCCCCGGGCUGGACACGGACUGCAGAGUAUGUGAAAAUGGCACAUUUACUGCUUCAGAGAACUACCUCAGACAGUGCCUUAGCUGCUCCAAAUGCCGAAAAGAAAUGUACCAGGUGGAGAUUUCUCCUUGCACAGUGUACCGGGACACUGUGUGUGGCUGCAGGAAGAACCAGUACCGGAAUUACUGGAGUGAAACCCAUUUCCAGUGCCUCAACUGCAGCCUCUGCCUCAACGGCACAGUGCAGAUCCCCUGCCAGGAGAGACAGGACACUGUAUGCACAUGCCACGUGGGCUUCUUUCUAAGAAGGAAUGAAUGCGUCUCUUGUGUUCACUGUAAGAAAAACACAGAGUGCACGAAGUUGUGCGCACCCAUCGUACCCAUCGUGGAAACUGUUAAGAACCCUCAGGACUUAGGCACCACAGUGCUGCUGCCUCUGGUGAUCUUCUUCGGUAUUUGUGUUUUAUCGUUCUUCAUUGGUUUAACGUGCCGAUACCAACGGCGAAAGCCCAGGCUCUUCUCCAUUGUUUGUGGGAAAGCAACACCUACAAAAGAGGGAGAGCCUCAGCCCCUGGCCACAGCUCCGGGCUUCAGUCCCAUCCCCAGCUCCAACUCCAUCCCCAGUUCCACUUUCACCACCAGCUCCACCUUCACCACCAGCUCCACCCCUAGCUCCUUCACUCCUUGUGAGUGGUCUAACUUCAGGGCUCCGCCCUACCAGGGGGCUGGCCCCAACCUCACCGCGGCUCCAGCCUCCGUCCCCAGCCCCGCCCCAGUUCAGAAGUGGGAGGACAGCACCCAGUCUCAUCAACGCCCAGAAGCGGCGGAUCCAGCCGACCCUGCGACGCUGUACGCGGUGGUGGAUGGCGUGCCCCCGACGCGCUGGAAGGAGUUCGUGCGGCGGCUGGGGCUGAGCGAGCACGAGAUCGAGCGCCUGGAGCUGCAGAACGGGCGCUGCCUGCGCGAGGCGCACUACAGCAUGCUGGAGGCCUGGCGGCGGCGCACGCCCCGACGCGAGGCCACGCUGGAGCUGCUGGGCCGCGUGCUCCGCGACAUGAACCUGCUCGGCUGCCUGGAGGAAAUCGAGGAGGUGCUGUGCGCCCCUGCCUCCCUCUCACCCGCACCUCGCCUCCUCCGGUGAGGCCCCGGGAGCGGCCUGCUCUGAGGACCUCUGCCUUCCAGCGGGGCGGCCCAGAAGGACCGUGCGGAAUGCCCUCUGGGUCCCCUCUUUCUGGACAAGGGACUUGGAGGGGCAGGCAUGAACUGGCAGCCACCUACUUGGUGCUACUCCCUCAGUGUACAGAUUUUCUCCGUUUUCGGAGCACUGCUGGAGGGUCAGCCUUGUGUGUGUGUGUGACAGACGUGUGCGUGUGUGGUUAUGAGAGAGGCUGAGUGUUUCAGGAACCCAAGCCUGUGGUUAUAGAGAUUAGGGGGCACCAUGCCCCAUCACCCACUUUGGGUUUGGAAAACCCAGCAAGGGAGCUUAGGGGCCUCGGGUUGGUCUCUGGGCCAUUGUCACAGUAGAUAAACAAUCUUUUUUUUUUUUUUUUUUUUAAUCAUUUAUGUUACACUAAUAAAAACUGGGCACCCCUCUGUCCCCUGCCUGGACAAGCAGAGAAUGAGCUGACCUGUCUGAAGGCAGGGGCAGGCACAGAACAAUGGGGUGGCCAGCUGGAGCUGUGGACUUUUGUAAAUACACUAAAACUCUGGAAUUAAAGCUCUGCUCCUGGA